GCGGAGAGGGGCGGGGCGCGAGACGUGCUGCCGCGUCCUCGGCGGGUCUGAGGGCGGUGGCGGAGCAUGAGUUUGCCGCCGAGGCUGGUGCUCGCUGGAGAUCCGAGCGGUGCAUGCUUCUUCCCGGUCGCACUGUGAGGCAGCGGCGGUGGAGGGGAAGAGCAACCGGAGGCAGGCCGGCGCCCCGUCUCGGAGGCUGGACAGCUCCGGGUUCGCGGGGGACGCCGCUCCUCCGCCGGCGGGGAUCAUGGCAUCGCUGGCGGACAGAGUGCGGGACCACGGGCGAAUCGCCGCCGGGCUUCUGUUCAACCUGCUAGUGUCCAUCUGCAUCGUGUUCCUCAACAAAUGGAUCUACGUGCACCACGGCUUCCCGAACAUGAGCCUGACCCUGGUGCACUUCGUGGUCACCUGGCUGGGCUUGUACAUCUGCCAGAAGCUGGACAUCUUCGCCCCCAAAAGUCUGCCGCCCUCCAAGCUCCUCCUCCUGGCCCUCAGCUUCUGCGGCUUUGUGGUCUUCACCAACCUCUCGCUGCAGACCAACACCAUCGGCACCUAUCAGCUGGCCAAGGCCAUGACCACGCCGGUCAUCAUAGCCAUCCAGACCCUCUGGUACCAGAAGAGCUUCUCCACCAGGAUCCAGCUCACGCUGAUUCCUAUAACUCUAGGUGUAAUCCUAAAUUCUUAUUACGAUGUGAAGUUUAAUUUCCUUGGAAUGGUGUUUGCUGCUCUUGGUGUUUUAGUUACAUCUCUUUAUCAAGUGUGGGUUGGAGCCAAGCAGCAUGAAUUACAAGUCAACUCAAUGCAGCUGCUCUACUACCAGGCUCCGAUGUCCUCGGCCAUGUUGCUGGUGGCUGUGCCCUGCUUUGAGCCAGUGUUGGGAGAAGGGGGAAUAUUUGGCCCGUGGUCAGUUUCUGCUUUGCUCAUGGUUCUGCUGUCUGGAGUAAUAGCUUUCAUGGUGAACUUGUCAAUUUAUUGGAUCAUUGGGAACACUUCACCGGUCACCUAUAACAUGUUUGGACACUUCAAGUUCUGCAUUACUUUAUUUGGAGGAUGCGUUUUAUUUAAGGAUCCGCUGUCCGUUAAUCAGGGUCUGGGCAUUUUAUGUACAUUGUGUGGCAUUCUCGCUUACACGCACUUCAAACUCAGUGAACAGGAAGGAAGUAAGAGUAAACUGGCACAGCGUCCUUGAGUGUCUGGGCAAAGUGGAAGCUGCCCCGGGGAUAAAAAAUGUACAGUGUGCAAGUUCUUUUCAAAGGAGAAUAAGGAAUUAUGGUGCCAAAUUCAAUGACCGAUUUGCAAGAAGUGAUGCAAAGGAAAUUUUAUUCACAAAUAGGACUUUUUUUUUUUUUAAAGAACAUUUUCCUUUCCUUUUAAAUGUAACUCUCUAAAGCCAAAAAGGUUUAUGCUUUCUUUUGAAGAUGAUUAUAUGAAGUAGAUGGGGUGGUUUGGUUGUACCGAGUAAGCACAUAACAAUGACAGUUCUGAUGUAAGGACAAGGGAGCUGUGUGACAGUACUGUGUGUGUGUAAGUUUGUAUGACAGCCUACAGAUGGUGGCUUUGUGGGGUUCCUACGCUCCUAAGGACAUAUGGGAGUCUUCUGCUUGCUAGUAGAUGCUUUUCCUUUCCCAGGGUGAGAUGUUUUACAGCUCUGGUCAAAGUGUUCAAGUCAGAACUGAAACCUAGCAUUUCUGUUUUAGUUUCGUUUUUUACUUUGCUUUAGUUGGAAUUUCUGAUUAUUUCAUUUAUAGAAAUGAAAUAUCUAUAGAAAGCAAAGUAUAAUAUAGAAGAUGAUCAUUAGACAACGCUUAAUUCUCAAAGUACUAUUUUUCUAUAGGAAAUGGAUGUCAGAAGUCAGACAUUAUAAAAAAAAACACUACCGUUUUAUAGGUCUUCUCUUGUUUUUGGGCUUUCAGUGGAUUCUGGAAAGUCCAUGUGGAGUUAAAAACCAAAAUAACACUGGUUAUUUGAACUGGCUCAGAGAAAAGACUGUGGAUGGGAUGGGGCAGGUUUCUCACGAUCCCAGGAGCUGCCUUCCUGGCUUCUCUGAGCAUUUCAGGGUGAUCAUGUCUUCAUCUCACCUCCCUCCCCCGCCCCCAGUGUGUGUGGCAUCCCUGCGGCGGCGUGAUUUUCAAGAACUCCUUUCUAAAGUGACCGAGGAAGAUCAUUACGCUGCAAGUGAGGGCCAUCACCCUGCAGACCCUGGGCAGAAACUCCGUGAAAAUAGGAGGAAAGGUGUGGAGGAAGUGAAAAAUCAGUUAAUAUUUAACUGGUUCUAUGAGUUUUUAAAGGGAUGAUUUUUUUUGAUUGGGGUGCAGGGUCUGGCACUGUGAAGUAGUAGGUUAAGCUUCUGCCCAUGGUGCCAGCAUCCCAUAUGGGCACCGGUUUGAGUCCCAGCUGCCCCUCUUCUGAUCCAGCUCUCUGCUAUGGCCUGGGAAAGCAGUAGAAGACGGCCCAAGUGCUUGAGAGACCCGGAAGAAGCUCCAGGCUCCAGGCUCCAGGCUCCAGGCUCCAGGCUCCAGGCUCCUGGCUUCAGAUCAGCCCAGCUCCAGCCAUUGCAGCCAUUUGAGUAGUGAACCAGUGGAUGGACGAUCUCUUUGUAACUCUGCCUCUCAGAUAAAUCUUUUUUAAAGUAUUGGAGUUCAAGAGAAAUCCAAGAUUUCCACUUAAGGAAAUCUAGUGCCACCUAUUUAAUGGUGAACUGUAUUUCUGCCUUCGGAUCCUUGACAUUCAGACAUUAAAAGCAGUUGUUGAUAAUCUCACAACAAAUGGAUCAAAACCAUUCAUUAUUUUGUAAUAAGUAAUUCCUUUUCCAAAUAUCGUUUAUAAACUCUCGAUGAGAAAAUAGCUUAAGAUGACAAAGAGCUCUACAUGUAUGAUGCUCAAUUCUGUUAUGUGUUGUUUAUCACAAUAAAAACACCCACAGAGACAUCGUUUAGAUUUGUAGGAUUUUUUUCCCCCAUGGCCUGUUUAAAAUGAAAAGUCUUGCUGAAUAUCUAUUUUGAAGAUUUGUGGUUUGUCAGUCCAUCUGUCUAUGAUUAGUAUACUCGGGUUUCUGUAUUUGCUUUACAUUUUCUUUGGUUUUUCUCUGUUCACAAAGGUACUUUUUGUUGUCCGGAACAGUUUGUGUGUUCCAUAGGAACUCCGUGCAUCACGUUUGUGGUGUAUGUUUAAAUCAACGUGAAAUUAUUUCUCCAGCUCCCGAGAGGAGUGUCUCAGCACAGUGAGGAUCAUUUGCUUUCCGUGCACUGCAAAUCUGAGGGAGAGGGCUAAAAUGAACGUGGGGUGGCUGAUAAAUGCCUGGUGUGCAGAGGACUCCAGUGAGGAAGCUGGAGUGAGACACAGCAGGGCGCACGUGUGGAAGGCUGGUAAACGUUCUCUGUGCGCAUGGCAUCCCACUGAAAAGAAGGUUCUGAAGGAAGACACCCUGUGACGGGAGCCAGCAGAGGCCGGCGCAGUGCUCUGGAGGAAAGCGUGUUUCUUGCCAGUGUCACUGCACUGAAUUUUUCAUCCUGCGUUCAAUGACUGACGCUCAGUGUUGAGCACCUCUUGCUUUUGCCUUUGUGUUGCGCAUCAGAGCCGCUGGGGUAGGGGAGAGGUGACUGAUUUCGCUGGCCGGCGCAGCACCCAGGGAAACAGCUCCGUCUCCCUGUAAGAUAGCAGACAGCAGAGAUCUGUGGAGUGAAGCAAGCUCUCUCCUGGUUCGUUUUUUUUUUUUUUUUUUAAGUAUUUAUUAAGCCUUGUGGCUUUUGUCUUCUCUUUUUUUAUAACUGAUUUCAAAGCAGCAGCAUCCAUCAAACAUUCCGCCUUCACUCUACCGGUAAAUACUCGUGCCGUGAAUGACCGUGCAGGCCAGCCAAAGGUAGAAGUCUAAUUUAGAAAAUGAAAGGGCUGGCGUUGUGCUGCGGUGGGAUUGGCCACCACUUGGGACGCCUGUUUGCCAUCUCCAAGUUCCACUUUAAGUCUCAGCCGCUGCUCUGCUUCUGAUCCCGUUCCCUGCCAAUGCACCUGGGAACCAGCAGUGGAUGGCUCAAGUACUUGGAGUUCCUGCCACCCACAGGGGAGACCCACAUGGAGUUCCUGGCUCCUGGCUUCAGCUUGGCCCAGCUGUUGCAGCCACUUGGGGAGUGAACCAGUGGAUGGAAGAACAGAAGUUCUGUCUGUCUUUGUCUCUUUCUCUCCAUCUCAAUCUGCCUUUCAAAUAAGUAAAUAAAUCUUUUUUAAAAAUGGAGAA
Oryctolagus cuniculus (rabbit) is the source of this 4231-nucleotide messenger RNA. It is a transcript of the gene SLC35E3, whose product is annotated as solute carrier family 35 member E3. Lineage: Eukaryota; Metazoa; Chordata; Mammalia; Lagomorpha; Leporidae. The record is from RefSeq and is a predicted model, not a curated record.